AUGCUCGCCAUUCUCCACGCCUGGGUCAAAGCGAAUGGACCCUUUGAGGUCUCACCUCGAGAGGCGUUGGCCGCACCGACCACCGAUGCGGAGACCUAUAUCCAAAGCAUUGUUAUUCUUACCUUAGGUCUCGCAAUUAGCGACUGGAUAAUGGCCAUCAACUUCCUGUCCUCCUCGGCAAUGGACGUCAGCGGGCAUCUGAUUGGAGAGCCUGACCUUGAAGGAUUCUGUAGCUUCAAUGGCUUCAUGACACAGGUUUUUGUCGUUCAAACAGACUACUGGGUUCUCACUAUUGCGAUCUGCACAUACGUAAUUCUGGCCGAUCAUAAGCACAUCUCUUGCUGGGUCCAAGAGAACUGUCGACAAUUAAUGGCAAUCCCAUGGGUUUUCUCCGUUAUUUGGGCGUCAAUCGGCUUGGGCGUUGCGGGUUAUGGCGACAUUGGAGCCUGGUGCUGGUUCACCUCUGAUGAAGUUCGUCUUCUCGUCAAUUUCGUUCCGCGCUGGAUCAUUAUUGCAAUCAUGCUAGCCAUGUACACCCGACUAUAUCUUGUGCUGUACCGGGCUCACAGUCCCUUCUCGUCAUCCCACGAAUCUACCACUGAUGAUUUGAGUCGACCAUCGGGGACUUGGGACUCUGCUACGCCGAAUGGCAGACGAAUAAAGAAGAUGGCCCGCCUCAUGCUCAUGUAUCCAGUUGCAUAUAUUUUUGUCUGGACACUGCCAACGGCGAUUCGUAUUUACCAAGCCUCGAAGGGGGUCUCGGCACCUUUUGCUUUACAGACGAUUGACAAGGCAUGCAUCGUGAUCCAAGGCUUUGUUGACGCGCUUAUUUAUGGCGUGACGGAACCAUCGUUGUCUCAUUGGCGCAACUUGCUCUUUCCUAAGCCAAUACCCACCACGGACGGCAUAAUUCUCACCUACGUUACUACGACGGGGCCACUCCGCGUCACGGCGUCGCGCUUAAGCGAUGGCGAGUCGACUACCGGAUUGAAGACAACCAUUACGGCCAAGGAUAGUAGGUCCUCGAGAGAUAAUGUCUUUUAA
This is a messenger RNA of Penicillium cataractarum, 1044 nucleotides long. RefSeq lists its product as uncharacterized. Gene Ontology annotation, molecular function: G protein-coupled receptor activity. Gene Ontology annotation, cellular component: plasma membrane. Gene Ontology annotation, biological process: adenylate cyclase-activating G protein-coupled receptor signaling pathway. The record is from RefSeq and is a predicted model, not a curated record. The coding region runs from base 1 to 1044 and encodes 347 amino acids. The transcript has 5 exons. NCBI's taxonomy places the organism in Eukaryota, Fungi, Ascomycota, Eurotiomycetes, Eurotiales, Aspergillaceae.